This is a messenger RNA of Pogoniulus pusillus (Red-fronted tinkerbird), 864 nucleotides long. It is a transcript of the gene PTPMT1, whose product is annotated as protein tyrosine phosphatase mitochondrial 1. Lineage: Eukaryota; Metazoa; Chordata; Aves; Piciformes; Lybiidae. Gene Ontology annotation, molecular function: phosphatidylinositol-4,5-bisphosphate 5-phosphatase activity; phosphatidylglycerophosphatase activity; protein tyrosine/serine/threonine phosphatase activity. The record is from RefSeq and is a predicted model, not a curated record. Gene Ontology annotation, cellular component: mitochondrion. The transcript has 4 exons. The coding region runs from base 158 to 742 and encodes 194 amino acids. Gene Ontology annotation, biological process: protein dephosphorylation.
GACACGCCGCCGUUCCAGCUACCGCGGCGGCCUCAGUGAGCCCACCCGCGUCCCCCGCUCCUGCUUCUAGCCCGCCGUCGAGCCUCCCCCGUCUGCUUAAGCUGAAUGUGCUCGUCUGCGGCGUUCCCCCGCCCCUCCAGGCCCGACGCGGCCAGCGAUGGGGGUGGUGGAGAUGCUGGGCGCCGGGGCGGCGCGUAUGCUCUUUUACCCAACGCUGCUGUAUACGGCCGUACGGGCGCAACUGCCCGGUUCCCAACGGCCCUGGUUCCACCGCAUCGACAGCACUGUGCUGCUGGGCGCGCUGCCGCUGAGGGGACGCAGCCGUGCGCUGGUGGCGGAGCAGAACGUGCGCGCCGUGGUCACUCUCAACGAGGAGUACGAGACGCGGUUCCUCUGCUGCUCCGUCCAGGAAUGGGAGGCAAUGGGAGUGGAGCAACUGCGUCUCAGCACCGUGGAUCUAACUGGAGUUCCCACCUUGGAAAACCUUCAUAAGGGUGUUGAAUUCAUACUGCACCACCGUGCCUGCGGUAACAGUGUCUAUGUGCAUUGCAAGGCAGGGCGCUCCCGCAGUGCCACCAUGGUGGCAGCCUAUUUAAUUCAGCUGCACCGAUGGAGCCCUCAGGAAGCAAUAGAGGCUAUUGCCAAGAUCCGUCCCCACAUCCUCAUUCGGCACAAGCAAGUUCAAGUCCUGGAGACCUUUCACAGGAAUGUGAUUGCUGGGAGAACUGCACAGUGUCAGUAAGAACUGUCAAAAAUCUCUUUUCUGGCUCCUUUGAAAAUGCCGUGGUUUAGUGAUCUAAUAAAGGGUUAAGUGUUGUACUUUUUGACCGUCAAUAAAGGUGUUUUUAUAUAAAAUACAGUAAA